CAAACCAUCACAAAUCUCUCACACCAAGGGUGCAUUUACCAAUCAGCUGAUUAGUGAUUACUUUGACAUUGGAGUGACAUUUUGGGCAUAGCGAAAACGCUGCAGCAAUCAUCUGGCAAUAUUUUUAUUGGUUUAGUUAAAAAAGUAAAUAAAAACCACGCAGAAAAACAAAUCUUAUAUAAGGAUAUCGCAGUGAGGGCUGCAAGAGUAUCCGAAGCACCCCUAGAUAUUGCUCUUCAAAUAGUUUGAUCUCACUUGCACUUAUAAAAGAAUUGAUAUUUUGAAAAAUGCGAUCCCGAAGCAAUUCAGGCGUCCGCCUGGAUUAUUAUCAGCGUAUUGUUCACCGUCUGAUCAUGGCACACCAGGAACCUGUAACUGGAUUAUUCCCAGCUUCCAAAAAUAACAGCCAUGCUUGGAUUCGUGACAAUGUCUAUUGUAUUCUGGCUGUAUGGGGUCUGUCAAUGGCUUAUAAGAAGAUUGCUGAUCAAGACGAGGAUCGUGCCAAAUGCUACGAACUAGAGCAAAGUUGUGUAAAAUUAAUGCGAGGCUUGCUUAUGGCAAUGAUGAACCAAAAGGAUAAGGUGGAACGCUUUAAGAUGACACAAAAUCCAUUAGACUCAUUGCACGCAAAAUACUCGAGUAAAAACGGUCAGCCUGUGGUCGGAGACGGCGAAUGGGGUCAUUUACAAAUUGAUGCAGUUUCGCUGUAUCUUUUGAUUUUGGCGCAAAUGACAGCAUCUGGAUUGCAAAUUGUAUUUUCUCUGGACGAAGUAUCUUUUAUACAAAACUUGGUAUUUUACAUCGAGUCUGCAUACUGCAUUCCCGAUUAUGGUAUAUGGGAGCGAGGCGACAAAACAAAUCACGGCGAACCUGAACUAAAUGCAAGUUCUAUCGGCAUGGCUAAAGCAGCUUUAGAAGCUAUGAACGAAUUGGAUUUAUUUGGGGCUCGAGGUGGCCCAGCAAGUGUUAUACAUGUUUUAGCAGAUGAAGCGCACAAAUGUCAAGCUGUUUUGCAAUCCAUGCUGCCACGCGAGUCAAAUAGCAAAGAACUGGAUUCAGGAUUACUAUGCGUAAUAGGUUUUCCGGCUUUUGCCGCUGAUGACCCCCAACUGAUCCGUAACACAAAAGAUGCAAUUUUGUCUCGACUUCAAGGAAAGUAUGGCUGCAAACGCUUCCUACGGGACGGUUAUCGUACGCCCAAAGAGGACCCAACCCGAUUGUACUACGAACGGUGGGAGUUGCGCAUGUUUGAAAACAUUGAAUGCGAGUGGCCGUUGUUUUUUUGUUAUCUAAUACUAUUCCAUUCUUUUCAAAAUGACAAAUUGUCCGUUAAAGAGUACGCUGAUCGCCUUGAGAAAAUUAUGGUCCGAUCAGAAGAUGGAACUUUGCUUAUACCAGAAAGUUACGCAGUCCCAAUUGACUUAGUACCGAAUGAGUAUCAACAUCCCGGUUCUCAACCACGUGAAGUUGUGGGCAGAUGUCCAUUUCUUUGGGGUCAAUCUUUAUUUAUAUUAGGCCGCCUUUUGCAGGAGGGCUUUUUGGCAGUUGGUGAGCUAGACCCUCUCAAUCGACGUUUGGGUGCUCAGAAAAAACCUGACGUAGUUGUUCAAGUGGUAAUCAUAGCUGAGGAUAACGAAAUACGUGACAAAUUGACGGAACAUGAUUUACAUGUACAAACAAUAGCAGAGGUAGCGCCAAUCGAAGUACAACCGGCGCGAGUACUCAGCCACUUAUACACGUAUUUAGGUCGUAAUCGCAAAUUAGGGUUAACUGGGCGUAAGUCUCGAGAUGUCGGUAUAUUGAGCACAAGUAAAUUAUACUCUCUAAAGGACCGUAUAUUUGCGUUUACACCACAAAAUAUCGACUAUGAAGAAUACUACACCACUCGUGAUCCCGACUUGCUUGCUAGCAAUUUCACAACAAAUUUAGCUUUUUUAACAAACAAUUGGCGGCACAUGUUAGGAAGACCGACCAUAACUCUAAUGGCCACACAUUACAUGCUAGACCAAGAUAAAAUACCUCUGGCCAUGAUUCAGACAAUGCGUAAGCUCAAGUCCGGCUAUAUUAACGGCACGCGUGUAAUGUUGAGUAAUCUCAAAGAUUUCCUGAAUACGUCAGCUAUCACAGACCUGAGUUUUUUGGGCAGCACCGAAGAUGGCUACCCCGAUCGCCUACAUCCCGAUGUCCAGGCCUAUUUGGACGAACAUUUGUUGCGCUCAUUCAGUCAUCGCGGUAUGAUGAAGCUACACGGUGGCCACCUACGACCGCGCCAGUUACGUAGGCGCAUGUCUUGCAAGGGUGCCAUUAAAAAGACGCGUUCGAUAAAUGUCGAUUCUGACAACCUGGGUAUGGAAGGGCCAACACCAUUAAUAGAAAGGCGACUUUCUUCGGUGGUGCCACCGCCAUGGCUGCAAUCAAAUAAAGCAAACAAUAUCAGUGUAUUUGACACAACACCGGAGGAAGGGCCUCCUAAUUUGGUAAUAGAUCCGCUGAUUCGCGAAAAUAUCUACCCCAUUGAUCCACAUCAUAAUCGCUCGGCUAUUGAACGUCGCAGUGAGUUUACAAGACAGCAAGAAAUACAAGCUAUACCGAAAAUUCUCGUUCAACGCCAUCGCACGGAUACAAAUUUCGCUGAUACAGAAGUGGAGGAACUGAUUGCAAUGCUGCGUGAGACGGAAAAUCUCGAAGAACAAGGCGACAUUUUGCAAUACUUGGUCGACACCCAAGGUUUGGACUUCAAUACGGCUGGCUUAGGUUUGAAGAAUAAGGAUUCCGAUAUUGAGCACGAGGAUGCGGACGAGGGCAUUGCUAAGGACGAGUUAGGUGGACAUACUGAACUCUUGCCAACAGUCAUCAUUGAAGCAAGUAAUACUAAUUCUUCACUUCUUCCACUCGAAGGGAUGCUGGAGGAAGGCCGCGUAGUUACGGUGCGUGAUCUCCUCAAAGGCCUCUAUGAAAAGGCAUGUCAACAAAAGCUGUGGGGCCUAGUGCGUCACACAGCCGGUAUGUUGGGCAAACGUGUGGAGGAUCUAGCUAAGGCAGUAACGGACUUACUCGUGCGCCAGAAGCAGGUGACUGUAGGAAUGCCACCAAACAAUGAAUACACGAUUACAGCACCUUUACCGGAACUUGAGCUGCGCCAGCUAAUUCACGAUACUUAUGGCGACGAUGAGAGUACCGCUAUGCUUACCCAAGAGUUAAUGGUAUACCUUGCCAUGUUUAUACGCACCGAACCACAACUCUUCCACGAAAUGUUGCGCCUGCGAGUAGGCCUCAUUAUACAAGUUAUGGCUAAAGAAUUGUCGCGUACCCUCAACUGUGACGGUGAAGCGGCUUCAGAGCACUUACUCAAUCUUUCACCAUUUGAAAUGAAGAAUUUGCUCUACCACAUACUUAGUGGAAAAGAGUUUGCUGUAAGCAGUGUUGCACGGGGCAAUCUUUCCAUCGUUAGCUGUAAGUCAAGUCGGGUCAGCAAGAAAAGCCAAAUUGGUUUGGGCGAACAAGAGGGCGACGAUGCGAUUAUUGCAACUAUCGACGAUCGUCAAGGUCAAUGGUUGCGUCGCCGGCGCUUGGAUGGUGCCCUAAAUCGUGUACCACGUGAUUUCUAUUCUCGUGUUUGGAGUGUACUUGAAAAGUGCCAAGGGUUGGCUAUUGAAGGUCGCAUACUACAGCAGAGUUUGACGCAGGAAAUGACUCCAGGCGAGUUGAAGUUCGCUUUGGAAGUUGAAACUGCACUGAAUCAAAUACCACAACCCGAAUAUAGGCAGUUGGUAGUUGAGGCUCUUAUGGUGCUUACACUAAUGACAGAACACAAUAUGGUUCCCUCUCUGGGCGGCAUAAUCUAUGUGGAACAUUUGGUACACAAAGCCAAUCAACUUUUCCUAGAGGAUCAACGGAAAGUCCAGGGCGAUGCCAUGUUGUGCUGCGCAAAGUCCAAAGAGGGCAAGGAUCAACAAGCAGCUUCUGGUAUGCUUCUAUGUGGGGGUGCUGCUUACAUUUGCCAACAUCUUUAUGACAGUGCACCCAGUGGUAGUUAUGGUACAAUGACUUAUAUGGCUCGUGCUGUCGCACUUGUGCUGGAUUGUGUUCCAAAGCAUGGAGAGAUGGAAUGUGUAAUAUCUUAAAUCUGUUAACAGAAACUUCAGAUACUUGGUCAGCCACUACUUCGCUCUAUUGAAGCCAUUAUUAAGUCAGAUGCUGGCUGCCGUCGUUUUUUUUUUAUUAAAUUUUGUGUGUUUUUAUUUCGACUUCGAAGGUCUACAUACAUAAAUGAUUAAGCAACUACGAAUUCAAAAACUAUUUUACUUAAAAUGCUCGAACGAUAGUACGAUAUUUUAAAAGGAUACAAAUAUUAAUGACUAUGUUUUCGACAGGAAGGAGCACAUUUGACACCGUUUUUGGUAUUUUUGCGGUUUAAGUUUUUAUUCAAAUAAAGUUAUUAUGCAAAUGUAUUUAAACAAAUUUUGAUUUAAGUUAUUAACAAAUUUAUUGUAAAUUAAAAUGAGAAUGUGCUUAGAGCUAGCACGCUAUUCUGAAUACUUCGUGCUGUAAAGUAAUAGCUAAAACCAUUAAGGGGCUAAUUGGGUAAUUCCAAUUUCCAUUUGUUAAAUACAGUUAGGCGACCAA
Messenger RNA from Rhagoletis zephyria (snowberry fruit fly), 4626 nucleotides. RefSeq names its product probable phosphorylase b kinase regulatory subunit alpha. Gene Ontology annotation, cellular component: phosphorylase kinase complex. The record is from RefSeq and is a predicted model, not a curated record. Gene Ontology annotation, molecular function: calmodulin binding. Gene Ontology annotation, biological process: glycogen metabolic process. Lineage: Eukaryota; Metazoa; Arthropoda; Insecta; Diptera; Tephritidae.